Molecule: messenger RNA, 3823 nt
Organism: Haplochromis burtoni (Burton's mouthbrooder)
Lineage: Eukaryota; Metazoa; Chordata; Actinopteri; Cichliformes; Cichlidae
Product: phospholipid-transporting ATPase ID
Biological process (GO): Golgi organization; phospholipid translocation
Cellular component (GO): plasma membrane
Molecular function (GO): magnesium ion binding; ATPase-coupled intramembrane lipid carrier activity; ATP binding
Source: RefSeq, a predicted model, not a curated record
CAGUUGCAUUCACUUUUAUUGUUUGACGAUAGGAUUGCAAGAUAUAAAUAAAUAAAGAUGAUGGCCCUUUUUCUUGAACUGAUGCUGAACUCAGAGAAAUAACACCCAUCUCUUAAUAUAGUUUUGGCUUUGGGUUGUACAGCUGUGGUCGGUGGUUUUCGUGCACUCAUCAUGGGCAUGAAUGUCAUAGUAAUUUGGUGCUUUUAAUGAUUGAUUUCCAUGGUAGAUUGUGCAGCAUGCCUUCUCUGAUAGCCCUGUGUUGGUGUUGCUCCUGCAUCAUCAUCAUCAUCAUCAUCACCAUCAUCAUCAUCAUCAUCAUCACAAAGUCCAGCCUGUUUACCUAUUGACUCAUUAUUGGUCAUAUUCGACUACAAACGAUAGUUUCACUUUGCUAGCAUAAAAAGGAUUUGUUCGGCAUUGCUCAGUGGAUUGAUUGGAACUCAGAAUGACAACUGUAGAUUUACAAGUUGGCAAGGUCUUUCUAAAGAAGUGCAGAAUGCAAGAUUAUCACUUCAAACAUUUGUAAAUACAGGUUAUUCAAAUGUGUCACCACCAAAGGUUUCUUUCAGAAGACAGCGUGACAAACUUGGACACAAUUGGGUGUUCCAACAGGACAAUGAUCCCAAACACACAUUAACAUUUAAUGUUUAACUAAGUUUAAUGGCAUUAUGUUUCUGGACUAGUCUUCCCAAAACUCCAACCUUAUUCCUGGUGAGAAUGACUACAAGUCAGGUCCAUGCCAGGAAGCCAACCAAUUUUGACAAGAGUGCUCAAAAAUUCACCCAGAAUUUUCUCAGAAGCUUGUUGUUACCAAAAACAUCUAGUCAAGAUACAAGUUCAUAAGGGAUACUUACCCAGGGAGUAUCAGGGGUGUAUGUAUAUACUUGAGCCUUUAUGUAUACUUUGGCCCUGUGUGGAUUAGAGAAAACCCUAAGUAAAACUCAACUCAUGCACCCAAUUCUUCUUUUUUAAGUUAAUAAAGAUCUAUGUUGUACAUUCAUUCCACCCUGGGGGAAGAAAUCUAAGAAAUCAUUACAAGUAUGUCUUAUCACAAAAAACUGUAUUAAAAAUGUCUUAUCACAAACAUGCCACAGAAAUGUAACAUUUUGUUAACAUCCAUGUGCAUUUGUAAAGAUUCACUUCUGGCAGCGUGUUUUGACCAUUUAGAAACCUAAUACGCUUGCAUGUCCUCUCAUAUCAAAUGCGCUUUCAUUCAUCCAGUUUGUUGUUACCAAUCAGAGAGCAUGCACACACACAACCACACUAAGUAAGAGGGUCAUGUUGAGGUCCCCUGGAUCUACAUAUCAGGCAUGAAGCAACCUAUUUCAAGCUGUAAUAACCACUUGGUAGUAAGUAGUUAAAUACAUAAUUAUAUUUAAUUUAUAUUAAAAGCAGCCUACUGGGGUUUUCUUAUGGUCACAAAGAGGUAAAAUUAACUGAAUUUAAGAAGCUAAAACUGAACAACUGUUCAGUCUGAACAGUGUGCAGCCACUGCAGGUUGUCAUACAUGAUUAUGAUAACAUUCCCUCUGAUUAGCUGAAGCACUUCACCUUUGCUGUUGUUUUACUGCCUUUUCUGUCCUGCACCUACUCAAAAUCCAAGUCCAAAGAUCACUGUGCUGUUUACACAAGCUCUGAGCUGUUAGGUGCAGGGGAUCCCUGGUCUUCCUGUAUGAACCUGAAACUUCUGGUGUAGGUGCAACUACAAUGCUUCACCUGUUGUUCCUGUUGUCUUUUAUCCUGGUGGAGGCCUCAGUUGAACUUCCUUUCUCUGUUUGGGACUAAACUGACACUUGGCUUUCCAGGCAAUAGACAAAGGCCGGGAUUUGCUUUAUCAAAGACGUUAUAAAACAUGGAGAACCUGAGUUAAAGAUGGGAACUGUGCUGUCAUACUUUGGACAGUUGUGCGGACAUGGAAAUAAGGAAGAGAAGGAGAGAUGCUUGCGGGCUAAUGACAGCACUUUCAGCCUAUCUUUCCGCUAUGCUAACAAUGCCAUCAAGACCUCCAAAUACAACAUCUUCACCUUCCUGCCACUUAAUCUUUUUGAGCAGUUCAGGAGGCUCGCUAAUGCCUACUUCCUCUUCCUGCUCAUCCUUCAGUUGAUCCCACAAAUCUCCUCUCUGCCAUGGUUCACCACAGCUGUCCCUUUGAUAUUGGUGCUGUCUAUAACAGGAGUCAAAGAUGCCAGUGACGAUAUAAACAGACACAAAUGUGACGGACAAGUGAAUAACCGGAAGGUGGACGUCCUCAUGGAUGGCCAACUCAAAAAUGAAAAAUGGAUGAAUGUUCAGGUUGGGAACAUAGUCAAACUGGAGGAUAAUGAGUUUGUCACAGCAGACCUUCUGUUGCUGUCUAGCAGUGAGCCCCUUAAUUUAGUUUAUGUGGAAACAGCUGAACUAGAUGGAGAAACCAAUCUGAAGGUGAAACAGGCUCUGACUGUAACUGGAGAGCUGGGAGACGACAUUGAGGCACUCGCUGCCUUUAAUGGUGAGAAUCUCAAUGAAACAACACACAUGUUAUGUAUCUUUGGUUUCCUGGCAUCUAUGUGCUCCAUUUUGACCAUUGGCAAUGCAAUCUGGGAAACAAAUGAGGGCUCUGUCUUCACUAUGUUUCUUCCUCGUGAACCGGGCAUUGAUGCUCCUCUCUCAUCAUUCCUCAUCUUCUGGUCUUAUGUCAUUGUCCUUAACACAGUGAUACCCAGUUCACUUUAUGUCAGCGUGGAGUUCAUUCGUCUGGGAAACAGCUUCUUAAUAGACUGGGACAGGAAGAUGUACUAUCCUAAGAAUGAUACUCCAGCUCAGGCAAGAACCACCACACUCAAUGAGGAGCUAGGCCAGAUUAAAUACAUCUUCAGUGACAAGACUGGCACUCUGACACAGAACAUCAUGACUUUCAACAAGUGCUCCAUUAAUGGAAAAGCUUACGGAGACCUCUAUGACUUCUCUGGAGAAAGAGUGGAAAUUACAGAGAGGACAGAGAGAGUGGACUUCUCCUGGAACAAUCUGGCUGAUCCAAAGUUCAGCUUUCAUGACCACAGUCUGGUGGAGAUGGUGAGAAGUGGAAACCCUGAGACUCAGGAGUUCUUCCGCUUGUUAUCCCUGUGUCACACUGUCAUGCCUGAGGAAAAGAAAGAGGGAGAGCUCAAUUAUCAGGCUCAGUCACCUGAUGAAGGCGCUCUGGUGACUGCUGCAAGAAACUUUGGAUUUGUGUUCCGAUCACGCACACCAGAAACCAUCACAGUAGUAGAGAUGGGCAAACAAGUCAUCUACGAACUUCUGGCCAUUCUGGACUUCAGUAAUGUGAGGAAGAGGAUGUCAGUGAUAGUGCGCAGCCCAGAGGGGAAGCUGACUCUAUACUGCAAAGGUGCAGACACCAUGAUCUUUGAAAGACUGCACCCCUCCUGUAACAAACUGAUGGAAGUAACCACUAACCACCUCAAUGAGUAUGCAGGUGAUGGCCUCCGUACACUUGCUCUGGCAUAUAAGGACUUAGACAAGACCUACAUGAUAGAUUGGAAACAUCGGCAACAUGAGGCCAGUGUUGCCAUGGAGGGACGUGAAGAAAAACUUGAUGAACUUUAUGAAGAGAUAGAGAAAGAUAUGAUGCUGUUGGGAGCGACAGCUGUGGAGGACAAGUUGCAAGAUGGUGUACCACAGACCAUUGAGCAACUGGCUAAAGCUGACAUCAAAAUCUGGGUGUUAACUGGAGAUAAGCAAGAGACAGCAGAAAACAUUGGCUAUUCCUGUAACAUACUAAGAGGGGAGAUGAAGGAUGUCUUUGUUGUCUCAGCCAACACUGCUGAAGGAGUCAAAGAGGAGCUACA